UAUUAACAUAAACAAAUAAAUAAAACCCUUCGUUAAUUUCGGUUAUUCAUCUACCAAAUUCCCUCUUAUUAAUGCCAUUUAUGUUAUACCCUCUUUGUUCUUAGCUUCCCUGUUAAGCUAAAGUAAUCCAAACACAAAAGCUAUACCCGAUUCUUCACUUUCUUCUUUUUUCGAUCAUCAAUUUCUGAAGCUGUAAGUUUGUUUUAAUGAAUACUGCAAGCGAAGAAACCGCCGAAAAUGGAAAGCAGAGAAGGAAAUCCAUAGGUUUUGGUGGCGGUUCGAAUCUUGGUGACGCCAAAACCAGGCGGUAUUCCGUUGGUGUAACAACUUCUCGAAAAAGUAUCGAGGAAGAAGGUAUUAUUGUUCCUAAUUAUCUCAGAGCUUCCACUGGUUCUUGUCAUGAUUUUUGUAAAUUUGGUAAGAAACAUGAACACUCAAAGACAGCAGUUCCUGUAAAGUUUAAAAGAACAACAAUUGUUAAUAAAGACAAGGUUCCAAAAACUGUAGUUCCGAUAGAGAAAAAGAUAACGACACGCAAGACUGCUACGAAAAAUGAAAUCGACACGCCUGUUGAGCCCGUUAAGGCAACCAAAAAGGAUGUUUUGUUGUCAUCUAAGAAACCGUUAGUUUAUAAAGAGAGUUCAUCGACAAAUGGGAAAACAACAAAGAAUGAGGUUAAGACGUUUAAUCGUUCUACUUCUGUUGCGAAAUCAAGUCCAGCGGUGGCGAAACAAGGGUCUAAUGGUGGGAUUGUAAAGAAAGACGUAAGAACGGUAAAAAAAACAGGAAUUGCAUCUAAAACGGGUACCGUUAAGAAAGUAGUUGCAAAGGUUACCUUAAAUGGAUCACAGUCCCCUAAAGCUUCUAUCAGUAGGGCUGCAAGUUUGAAGGCGAUAAAAUCUAGGGGCGUUAAGCAGGUGACGCCUUUAAAGGACCAAAACAGGUUGCGAAAAACUGAGCGUAAGCAACCGGUUGCUGAAAUGGUUCAAGCAAAAAUCUUGAAUGGUGUUGAGGCUGAAUCCGAGGUCAAACAUGAGACCAUGGAGUUUGACUUUAAGCAAUCGUCAAUGGAAUUGGUCAACCCUACGGUCUGCAAUAGUUCUGAUUCUUUUUCGGACAAAAAUGAGGUCGAAGAAGAGUCGCCAAUCGUCCAUCUGGUCUGUGAAAGCUCUGAACUUUUUUCGGAUAAAGAGGUUGUAGAAAGCUCACAAUCGUAUUCAGACAAAGAAAUAAUCGAAGAAGCGUUAAUUGCACCUCCAGUGUCUGAAAGCUCUGAAUCUUUUUAUGAUGAUGAGGUUCUAGAAAACGAGUCUGAUUAUAAUGACGAUGAAGAAGCUAAAGUUUCAGAAGAAGCGUCUGAAACCGCUAAUAUUAAUGAAAUUAAUAUUAGUGAAAUGGAAGCUUCAGUUGGGAACUACAAGAUUCUAAGAAAGGGCAAAAUGGUAAUUUCUGAAGACAAAGACGAUGCAACCGUAAAGCUAAGGUUCCGAAGAGGUAAAAUUCUCGAUCUUAAGUCCGAGAAUAACAGUCCUAGAAGGCUCAAAUUCAGAAGGCGAGUUAUCGACGGUAAGGAAGAUGGUCAAAAUAUAUCAAGAAAAACUUAUAAAAACAAAACUUUAGAUCUUCAGAACGAAGACCAACAACGCGCUUCUAGAAGAAGUUUUGAAAAGAAAUACGUUGAAGAAACAAAUGAAUCGAAUAAUGGCGCGGAAACUGUUGUUUUGAAGCAUCAAGCUGAGCAAGAAAAGAAAGACGCUCAAGGCUUGCUUAAUAAUGUGAUAGAAGAAACGGCUAGUAAGCUUGUUGAAAGCAGGAAGAGUAAAGUGAAGGCAUUGGUUGGCGCUUUUGAAACUGUAAUCUCGCUCCAAGAUGGUAAACCAUCUUCCGGUUGAUGAAAAGACGGCUGGCUACUUUCGUUCACAGGAUUCAGGUUUUGUAAAGGAAUGUAGAUGAAGAGCCUGGUGAAUGUGAUGGGAGUUUUACAUACACAAUAAUAGGAUGAUUUGAGGCUGUGUUUGUGGUGGUUUUAACUGAGCUUUUAAUGUUUGUAUAACUUUGUGUGAAUAAAUUAUAAAUCAAGUAACUAUCUUAUGAUCAAAUCAAACCCAUGUUAAUGUUGGAUC
Molecule: messenger RNA, 2123 nt
Organism: Helianthus annuus (common sunflower)
Lineage: Eukaryota; Viridiplantae; Streptophyta; Magnoliopsida; Asterales; Asteraceae
Exons: 2
Coding region: 207-1892 (561 amino acids)
Molecular function (GO): calmodulin binding
Source: RefSeq, a predicted model, not a curated record